This is a messenger RNA of Amyelois transitella, 1887 nucleotides long. RefSeq lists its product as uncharacterized. Gene Ontology annotation, biological process: protein localization to plasma membrane. Lineage: Eukaryota; Metazoa; Arthropoda; Insecta; Lepidoptera; Pyralidae. The coding region runs from base 1 to 1887 and encodes 628 amino acids. Gene Ontology annotation, cellular component: plasma membrane. The transcript is spliced from 5 exons. The record is from RefSeq and is a predicted model, not a curated record.
AUGACAUUAUUUUCGUGUCGUCGCAGUGUUUUAAAAGGAGACGAGCUACAGGCUAAAAUUAACGAACUGCAUCAUUUCUACAUGCCCAUGGAUCUUAACUCGGCGUUUCAUCAGAGCAAACUUAAAGCUAUCCGCGAACUCGAUUUGAUCCUGAAAAAUACUUCCCGACAGGACCUUCACGAGGCUGACUUUGAGGAGCUGCUUUUGUGUGCUCUCACUGUCAUCUACUAUUUUGGAAUGCGCCUCAAAUUGAGCAGAUUAACUUCACGAUAUUGGUACUGGUGUGGAAAGAGACAUUUUCAUAAAGCAGAAAUUGUUUUUCAAAACACAAUGGCGCUCCUGCAACCGGAACGCAGUGAGAGGACAAUAAAGAUAACUCUCCAUUUCUUCGCCUUUGUGGAAUUGUGGCCUUUCGAGAGCUUUGUCAGUCAAGUCUUAGAAGUUGUCCUGUUUUUUAAUGGGGGGAAAACUAUACUUUUUAAUCUUAUGUUGACUGAUAUCCAUUAUAUAUUAUUCAGUGACAUAAAAUCGGCUAGACAUCGAAUGCGAGUUUUGUAUGAAUUAUUAAACAGCGAAAAUUGGAUUAUAGAUAAGCAGAAGUUGCUUCCGUUUAUUACGCGUCUCUUAGAUUUUUUCGUUUUGAGUAUAACCAAAAGUGAUAAUAAAAUCAAAGCGUACACAUACCUUCGUAAAGGUUUCGAGGUGUGCCUGCGCCGCAUAUUCGAGAGGGCCGAGAACCAACACCGGCUGAUGAUAAUCACCACCAUGUUAAAUUGGUUUUCCAUGGUCAACAUGAAUGAUGAAGACGUUUUGGAAUUUUCUGCGCUGCUUACAUAUGCUACAGAAUUAUAUAAAGUGGGGCUUUACAGUGAGAGCUUUCGUGAAGAAUUAUUUGAUCACGUUUUAGCUAAUUUGGUCGGUUCAAGUAAUCGAUUAUAUAGCUUGGUGGGUUGUCAUGUUUUGGAGAAAAUUUUAGACCGAAAAGGAAACGCUGUUUAUCUUCAUGUUCCCACUUUAUACUACGAAUUCUCACAGGUUCGUUUAAGUGUUGGAGAAUAUGACAGCGGCGACAAAGCGUUCGUUCGGCAGUACAGGGAGAAGGUCCACGAGUACCUCCUUAAGGCCAUGAAGCAGCAUUGCAGCACCCUCGACAAUAUCAAAGCUAUCUUCACAGUUAUAUGUUGUCUCGUGUUGGAAGUGCCAUGUGGCUUGACCGCAGCAGCCGCCGCCUGGAUGGGCAUGUCCAUCCAGAGUAUAGCUCUGAACUGUGAACAAUUAGCAGAUACUUACCGUUAUUGGAUGCAUGCUAUUGUUAUAUCAAUCAUGUCAUUGAUAUGUUGGGUGCACAAAGCGCCGACCCUGUAUCGGUACGUGAAUCAGGUGAUAUCGCGAAGGGCUAAAGAAGCCCCGCAAUUGAAUCCACCACUCCUGCAAUACUAUUAUGUUGCUCAGCAUCACAUCACUUGGAACAAACCAACUCUUUUUUUCGAAGACUGGGAGCUGCGUUAUGGCCUAUGGAAACAUUUUCAGGAUCAUCUGUUGUUCUCCCUGGCCACGCUCUUUCUGUUUCUUUUCGCGCAUGCAGACGGUCGGACAAAGAAGGUCGUAAUUCACGUGCCGUACAAAGUGAAGAAGAUAAAACAUACUCACACAGUAUACAAGACAAUUCAUCAUCACCAUACUCACCACGAUCACAUAGACCAUGGCACCUCACCGUCCGAGGAGCAUGAACACUUCCACCACAUGCAUUUACAUGACGAGCCGCCUCUCGGGCAGCACACACAGCCGAUACCAGGUAUAGGUAUCCCUGAGUUCCUGCCUGACGUUCCCCUGGAUGUGCCACUGCCAGAUCUACCAGACCUUCCACGGAAUCUUAUGGGGGCUUAG